Oncorhynchus kisutch (coho salmon) is the source of this 4056-nucleotide messenger RNA. RefSeq names its product MDFI domain-containing protein. NCBI's taxonomy places the organism in Eukaryota, Metazoa, Chordata, Actinopteri, Salmoniformes, Salmonidae. The transcript has 5 exons. The coding region runs from base 319 to 1176 and encodes 285 amino acids. The record is from RefSeq and is a predicted model, not a curated record.
CAAAUUGACCCGAGUUUCUUACUGUGGGAAAGGAAGCGGAGGUGGUCUAUCUUGAUGACGCUAGACCCCAUCCCGGUCUCGCACUCAAACUGCUGCCCGGUUCAUCCGCUAACGCGCAUCUGUCAGCGCAGUCACUGCUCGCUUUUAAGACCAACACAUGAGACGAGUCUAUUACCGACAGAAUGUGGCGGGAUGUCAAGUUUUUCCGAUAGUUUACAAACUCAUGUUUUCUGCAUUGUUUCACCCGUGGUCUAAGACUGGCAUCAAGUUCAGGGUUGGUAACAGGUGUCUGGAGAGGAGCCUGGCUGUCUGGACAACAUGGAGCUGCUGCAGCAGGGGAGGACAGGAGAGACAGUCAUCAGUCAGGACAGGGUCAAGGGACAGGAGGUGGCCAAGUGCCCCCUGGACCUCCCAGAGUACCAGACCACACAGCCACAGCCACAGCCACAGCCACUACCCAAUGUUCUUACCCAACAGCCACUGUCUAAUGGGACAGCCGGGGAACACAAAGCAGAGCUCCCAGGGCCCUCUGUAAGGUCUGCCAGAGCUGAUGGUGAAGAUAGUGAUGAUUCUAUGACAGAUCUCAACACAACUGACGACGCGUCACAUCUCCUACCAAACAGUAUACCAUCAAACCCAUACCAUCUCCCGAGAGAGCUUCCCAGCGGGGUCCCUGUGUCGUCCAGUCCGAAAACUUCCCCCAAGACCCUGAUCAACGGAGCCUCCCCCUCCCCCGUCUGUACCCCUCCAUCUGCCUCUCUUAACCAGAGAGGAUGGAGCCCACCUCAGUCCCCUCAGUCCCCAGCCUGUGACAGACACCAUGGGCACCCUAUUAAAAAACAACACCUGCCGUCCACCACAAGGAGCCAGAACUCAUUGAAAGCUGACGCCACUCAGAUAAAGGAAAUAGCUGGAGAUGACUGCUGUGUACACUGUGUCCUGGCCUGUCUGUUCUGUGAGGUGCUGUCCCUGUGCUCGGUGCUGGCCCAGUGUCUGGCGUGCGGAGAGGGCUGUGAGGUGCUGUGUUGCUGUGGGGAGGGGGCUGCCGGCGGUUUGGCCUGUGGGGAGGACGCCUGCUCUGCCCUGUUGGAUUGUGGGAUACUAGAGGACUGCUGCGAGUCUUCAGACUGUCUGGAGAUCUGUCUGGAGGGUUGUUCUAUCUGCUUCCCUGUGUAGAAGAAGAAGAAGAAUGGAGGAAGAAGAAGAAGAAGAAGAAUGGAGGAAGAGGAAGAAGAAGAAUGGAGGAAGAGGAAGAAGAAGAAUGGAGGAAGAGGAAGAAGAAGAAUGGAGGAAGAAGAAGAUUGAAACAUUUGACAGAAAGACAGGUGGAGUGGCUCUGUGUUCGGGCCUCCUAAACGGACUGAGCUGUAAUAGACGGGACAAAUGACCACCAUGUUGAACGCUUUUCAUUACCCCCCCCCCCCCCCCCCCCCUCCGUCAGAUGUCUCUGUUCUACACCAACAUUCAUUAAACUUUGGCUUUUGGGUUUAUUUAAUAUCAGUGUUUAUUUUGCAAAGCCAUUAAGCCACAGCACAGGUUGAGGAUGAGAUGUUGUACUGAGCAGUCUGACCAGUCAGGUUGAGGAUGAGAUGUUGUACUGAGCAGUCUGACUUGUCAGGUUGAGGAUGAGAUGUUGUACUGAGCAGUCUGACUUGUCAGGUUGAGGAUGAGAUGUUGUACUGAGCAGUCUGACUUGUCAGGUUGAGGAUGAGAUGUUGUACUGAGCAGUCUAACCAGUCAGGUUGAGGAUGAGAUGUUGUACUGAGCAGUCUGACCAGUCAGGUUGAGGAUGAGAUGUUGUACUGAGCAGUCUGACCAGUCAGGUUGAGGAUGAGAUGUUGUACUGAGCAGUCUGACCAGUCAGGUUGAGGAUGAGAUGUUGUACUGAGCAGUCUGACCAGUCAGGUUGAGGAUGAGAUGUUGUACUGAGCAGUCUGACCAGUCAGGUUGAGGAUGAGAUGUUGUACUGAGCAGUCUGACCAGUCAGGUUGAGGAUGAGAUGUUGUACUGAGCAGUCUGACUUGUCAGGUUGAGGAUGAGAUGUUGUACUGAGCAGUCUGACUUGUCAGGUUGAGGAUGAGAUGUUGUACUGAGCAGUCUAACCAGUCAGGUUGAGGAUGAGAUGUUGUACUGAGCAGUCUGACCAGUCAGGUUGAGGAUGAGAUGUUGUACUGAGCAGUCUGACCAGUCAGGUUGAGGAUGAGAUGUUGUACUGAGCAGUCUGACCAGUCAGGUUGAGGAUGAGAUGUUGUACUGAGCAGUCUGACCAGUCAGGUUGAGGAUGAGAUGUUGUACUGAGCAGUCUGACCAGUCAGGUUGAGGAUGAGAUGUUGUACUGAGCAGUCUGAGGUUGAGGAUGAGAUGUUGUACUGAGCAGUAUGACCAAAAAUGGAAAAAUCAAUCGUAAAAUUGAAUUAAUUCUCAAAAAUAGAUUUUUUUUUUAAAUAUCAAGCUAGGACUAAGGGAAGAAUACUAUAAAAGCUGAAGAAGGCGUGACAAGUCGACGUCGAGGAAGUAAUGGGAUGACUGUAGAUCAUGACAGUUAACAGAUGGAGCAGCAUCGUUAGAGCCAGUUGGCUUACAGCAGGAAAAGAAUCCUGCAGCAACAGGAAAUGGGAAUUAUUGUUCUGGAUUAUAAUUAAUGGACAUAUUUUUUGUAGGGGUUGAUACAGUAUUCAUAAGGGAAAAUCUAGUCUGUAAUUUCAUAGUGGAAAUUAUUUAUUAAAUUACCAUAUUUAGAAGCUUUUUUUUUAUUAUCUCAAAUACGGCGUCUGUAUUUUUUUAAUCUUUUUUUACAAUAUGAGAUUUAACAUUGGUUUAUAAGAUAUGCUGUUACAAUAUGAGAUUUAACAUUGGUUUAUAAGAUAUGCUGUUACAAUAUGAGAUUUAACAUUGGUUUAUAAGAUAUGCUAUUACAAUAUGAGAUUUAACAUUGGUUUAUAAGAUAUGCUGUUACAAUAUGAGAUUUAACAUUGGUUUAUAAGAUAUGCUGUUACAAUAUGAGAUUUAACAUUGGUUUAUAAGAUAUGCUGUUACAAUAUGAGAUUUAACAUUGGUUUAUAAGACCACUUGCCCCUGUCUGGACGAGUACACACUAUACAUCAUCUAUGUGAAAAUUAAGCUGUUUCAUUUUGUAUUGAUGAGAUCUUUCAACAAUCAAUAUGCAAUUCUGAAAACAUAUCUACAUAGACAACAUGUUGUAAGACAAGAUGAUUAGAAAAGUAGGUGAAACAUGGAGUUUUAAGCCUCUACUAAACCUUCUCCUCUCCUUGUCCUAAAACAGUCACUUCUGAAAUAUCACUGGUUUCCUGUCAUUAACUGGCAGGAAAUCUGUUUCGUAUCUGGAUGUUAAGUAUACAGUAUCUAGUCUGGAUGCUAAGUAUACAGUAUCUAGUCUGGAUGCUAAGUAUACAGUAUCUAGUCUGGAUGCUAAGUAUACAGUAUCUAGUCUGGAUGCUAAGUAUACAGUAUCUAGUCUGGAUGUUAAGUAUACAGUAUCUAGUCUGGAUGCUAAGUAUACAGUAUCUAGUCUGGAUGCUAAGUAUACAGUAUCUAGUCUGGAUGCUAAGUAUACAGUAUCUAGUCUGGAUGUUAAGUAUACAGUAUCUAGUCUGGAUGCUAAGUAUACAGUAUCUAGUCUGGAUGUUAAGUAUACAGUAUCUAGUCUGGAUGCUAAGUAUACAGUAUCUAGUCUGGAUGCUAAGUAUACAGUAUCUAGUCUGGAUGCUAAGUAUACAGUAUCUAGUCUGGAUGUUAAGUAUACAGUAUCUAGUCUGGAUGCUAAGUAUACAGUAUCUAGUCUGGAUGCUAAGUAUACAGUAUCUAGUCUGGAUGCUAAGUAUACAGUAUCUAGUCUGGAUGUUAAGUAUACAGUAUCUAGUCUGGAUGCUAAGUAUACAGUAUCUAGUCUGGAUGUUAAGUAUACAGUAUCUAGUCUGGAUGUUAAGUAUACAAUAUUAUUACUGCUAUUACAGUGAAAUAAUGCCAUGUGAUUGUUUGAGGAGAGUGCACAGUUAUGAACUUGAAAAUGUGUCAAUAAACCAAUUAGGCACUUUU